AUGUAUGCUAUCCUUUUAAUACUUAUCACAAUAUCAACCGUAACAAAAGCAUCAAUCGCAACAACAGGUGAUGGGAAUAACAAUAAGAAAAUAAACAUUAUGUUUUGUCACUCCUUUUCAACAAUACCAACUGGCUAUCAAAAUGAGAAUUGCAAUGAUUAUUGUCCAGACUUGAAGGUGAAAUUUGCUUAUGGAAAAUGUUUUGAUCCUUACACAUGUUUGCUUCACCUCAUUGUUAAACCAAGAGAAAUCGAUAUAAAAGACACACAAACGUCAAUCAUGAAGCUUGUUAACAUGUAUGCUAUCCUUUUAAUACUUAUCACAAUAUCAACCAUAACAAAAGCAUCAAUCGCAACAACAGGUGAUGGGAAUACGAAUAGUAAAAUAAACAUUAAGUUUUGUCACACCUUUUCAACAAUGCCAACGGGCUGUCAAGAUGGAAACUGUAAUAAUUAUUGUCGAGACUUGAAGGGGAAAUUUGCAUAUGGAAAAUGUUUUGAUCCUUACACAUGUGAUUGUCAAUAUGUUUGUUAAAAUUUUUGAAGUUUUUUUUGGUACUUUUUACUACUUCAAAUAAAAAUUGGUUAUUAAUGCUG
Molecule: messenger RNA, 596 nt
Organism: Lactuca saligna
Lineage: Eukaryota; Viridiplantae; Streptophyta; Magnoliopsida; Asterales; Asteraceae
Source: the annotation of a GenBank genome assembly